Molecule: messenger RNA, 1892 nt
Organism: Condylostylus longicornis
Lineage: Eukaryota; Metazoa; Arthropoda; Insecta; Diptera; Dolichopodidae
Gene: tral
Product: protein LSM14 homolog A
Exons: 7
Coding region: 211-1803 (530 amino acids)
Biological process (GO): P-body assembly; cytoplasmic stress granule assembly
Cellular component (GO): P-body
Molecular function (GO): mRNA binding
Source: RefSeq, a predicted model, not a curated record
AUUUUUGACUUCGUCUUUUUGGGUACGCCAUUGCUUUAGACAAAGAGUUCGACGGUACAAUUAUUUAAAUUUAGUUUUAUACUAAAAUUUCUGAAAUUCUUAAAGUUUCAGAAUUCUAAACGUGAAAGAGUAUAUGUAAAGUUACUAAAUAACGAUACUAUUAAUCAAGGUUCAUAAUUUCGGAGUGGAUAUUUUACUCUAGAACUUAAUAUGAGCAGCGGAGGGAUGCCGGAGCUAGGCUCCAAAAUUAGUUUAAUAUCAAAAGCGGAUAUUCGCUAUGAAGGAAGAUUAUUUACUGUAGAUCCUCAAGAAUGCACAAUUGCAUUAGCAAAUGUUCGAUCGUUUGGUACUGAAGAUCGUGAAACUCAAUAUCCUAUUGCUCCACAAAGUCAGAUUUAUGAUUAUAUACUUUUUCGUGGAACAGACAUUAAAGAUAUCCGUGUGGUUAACAAUGGAAUGCCUCAUCCAAAUGAUCCAGCAAUAAUGCAAAUGCAACUGCCAAAUGGGCAACAUUUAAUGCCACAUUUUCCUAUGCCUGCUAUUAAUUCACCGAUGACAAACUACGGAGCUCCUUUUGGGGGAAUGGGAAAUAUAGGAGGUCUUGGUGGACCUGGAACUGGAGCAGGCACAUCAACGAAUAAUACAGCUGGUAAUAUGGCACCUGGUUCAUUUUUGCUUAACACUAAACCUAAACAGCCAAGUGAGUUAAACGACGCCAUUCCAGAACCUUCUAACUUAAAUUCUACUGCACCUAGUAAUACUACCACAAUUCCCUCAACCGCGGCUGAACACAAAGACCAAGAUUUGAUAACAGGAGGAUCACGGUCGACUACUCCAGUAAGUUUGAUAUCCCGAAAAAGUCCUUCUACAGAUAUGGGGGUUCAAGUCAAUCAGCAACAAACAUCACAACAAUCUCAACAACACCAUCAAAACGCUGGUAAUAAUCGUGAUGCUGGACAUAAACGACAACAUCAGCAACAAAAUCAAAGAAGUGGUCAAAAUAAUUAUAGGGAUCGACGAGAUUCAGGCCGUAUGGAUCAACAUCAUGAUAACCAAAAUAAUUAUGGGAAUCAAAGAAAUCGGUUCCAAAACCGUGGAAAUUGGAAUAACCGUGGCGGUAAUAAUGUGAAUAUGAUGAGAAAUCGCGGGCGGGGUAGAACCCAGAAUCAAAGUUACUUCUCUCAAGGAGGUUAUCGGCAAGGAGGUAUUGGUCUAAAUAAAAAUCGUCCUGUAAAAAAUACAAUCAAAUUCGACCAAGAUUACGAUUUUGAGCAAGCAAAUAACAAGUUUGAAGAAUUACGUUCGCAACUUGCGAAAUUAAAAGUCAGCGAAGUGGAAUCUAAAAAUUCAACUGAACAGGUCAAUGGAGAAACCGAUACCAAGAAAGAUGAUUCAGGAAACGAGACUGGUGCAGGCGAACAGGAGCAAGACGAUGAUUACGUUCCAGUUGGUUAUGAUAAAAACAAAUCCUUUUUUGACAACAUAUCUUGUGAAGCAGCUGACAGAUCAAUCAAAAAGAACGACUGGCGCCAGGAACGAAAAUUAAACACUGAAACAUUUGGCAUAUCUUCAACUAGGCGUGGAAAUUACCGUGGCCGAGGAGGCACUGGAGGUGGCAGUUAUUAUAACCGGAAUAUGAACAAUGGUGGAUACAAUCGGAACUAUAGGCCAAAUAAUUAUAAUAAUCGGGGCCGUAAUAAUAGAAUCGGCCAAAAUACUGGUCUUCCUUCGAAAACCCAGCAAGCAACAAAGCAGUCGCAGCAACAAACAGAAGCACCAUCAGUUACGACAGGUGCGAAAUAAUAAAGGGGUUAAAUACUUUAAUCGAAAAAUUUAGAUUGAUAAUAAUAUUAACAAUUUUUUAAAAGAAAGCUGACGUCCUUCCCCUCCAA